Salpingoeca rosetta is the source of this 2511-nucleotide messenger RNA. RefSeq names its product mbre TPR repeat protein. Gene Ontology annotation, cellular component: kinesin complex. The transcript is spliced from 2 exons. Gene Ontology annotation, molecular function: protein binding. The coding region runs from base 72 to 2405 and encodes 777 amino acids. The record is from RefSeq and is a predicted model, not a curated record. Lineage: Eukaryota; Choanoflagellata; Craspedida; Salpingoecidae.
CCGCAAGCUUGUGCGUUUCUCCGCACAUCAGCCUUCAACUUCAGUUCUUCUGUUACAACAACAGAGCCACGAUGGCCUCCGAGCACCGCCUGACGGACGGCGUGUCUGUGGAGGCGAUCAAGGCCUUCUUCGCAGACCUGAAGCGCGAGUUCCCCGACACAUACACUGAGAUGACCACGGAGGAUGCCUGCAAGCAACUGGUUGUGCCACGCACACGCCAGGACAACUGCGCCUACGUCGAGCAGCUGCGCAAGCAGUCGCCAGAGCACGUGAACAAGGCCACCGUGUUUGUGUCACACGCAUGGCGGUACAAGAUUGCAGACGUGCUCAACGUCUUGCUGGAGUUUGCGGAUGAGCAAGCAAGGAAGGACGCCGCCCAGCCCGUGUUCUUCUGGUUUGACCUCUUCAUGAACAACCAAAACGCCAACGUCACGGCCAACCUCCCACAAGAGUGGUGGAGUACCACGUUCAAGCAGUCGAUUGCCAACAUUGGCCAUGUGCUGCUGGUGCUCAUGCCGUGGCGGGACCCUGUUCCCUUGACACGCGCGUGGUGUUUGUGGGAGAUCUUCUGUGGCAUCAGUAACGAGGCCACAGAGGUCAGCAUCCGCUUGCCCAAAAGCGAGGAGUUAGAACUGGUCCUAGCCAUCGCGGAUGACUAUGAAGCCGUCACAGACACGCUGGUGCGCGUGCAGGCACAAAGAGCCGACGCCUUCAACCCACACGACAAACACAUGAUCUUCACGGCGAUCGAGUCGUGGGCGGGUGGCUUCAGCGCAGUCAACCAGGCCGUGAAGGACAAGCUGCGCGCGUGGUGCCUGCAAAAGGCGGUGGGUGCCGUCGAAGCCAUGCGGGCACGAGGCGAGGACAGCACUGACGCCUUCGCGGGGCUGUGUGGCCAGGUUGGGACGGUGCUCAGCCAGUUUGGCGAGCACAACAAGGCCAUUGCCUACUACGAGACAGCGCUGGCAAUUCGGCUGCGCACUGAAGGGGAGAAAGGAAGAAACGCGGCAGCAUUGUACGGCAACCUCGGCAACGCCUACGGCGACAAGGGCGACUUCGACAAGGCGAUUGAGCUGUGUAAGAAGGCCCUCGCCAUCAAGGUGGAGACGCUGGGGGAGAAGCACUCGAGCACAGCUGUGACAUACAACAACCUCGGCAACGCCUACAGGAACAAGGGCGAGUACGACAAGGCGAUUGAGUUUUAUGAGAAGGACCUCGCCAUCACGGUGGAAGUGCUGGGUGAGAAGCACCCGAGCACAGCGAGCACGUACGGCAACCUCGGCGCCGCCUACCACAGCAAGGGCGACCACGACAGGGCCAUCCACUACUACGAGAAGGCCCUCGCCAUACAGGUGGAGACGUUGGGUGAGAAGCACCCGACCACAGCGAGCACCUACAACAACCUCGGCGCCGCCUACAAGAACAAGGGCGACUACGACAGAGCGAUUGAGUGUUAUGAGAAGGCCCUCGCCAUCAAGGUGGAGACGCUGGGCGAGAAGCACCCGAGCACAGCACAGACGUACAACAACCUCGGCAUCGCCUACAAGAACAAGGGCGAGUACGACAGAGCGAUUGCGUUUUACGAGAAGGACCUCACCAUCACAGUGGAGACGUUGGGCGAGAAGCACCCAGGGACGGCCACGUCGUACUUCAACAUUGGCCUGCUGCACGCCAAGCGCGGGGACAAGGAGCAGGCCUGCGCCUACAUCCAACAUGCACUCGACGUUUUUGCGACCACGCUCGGGCCACAUCACCCAAACACCCGCAAGGCCAAGCAAAACCUGCAGCGCAUUCGCGGUGGUGCUGUGACCAGGCAGCACACAUCCACGCAACACGUGUCAGAGUCUCAACUUCAGCAGCAAAACGUGCUUGCUCAUCGCAACCUUCUUCUUCGGUUCAUCUCGUCUGCUGUUGUGUACCAGGCGUUUGCUCCACAACGCAACUUGCUCAUGCGGUUUCUCGGUGCAGUUGCACAGGUUCACGCUGAGGCAAGACGCCCAGCAAACACGGGCAGUGACGGUGAAGACAAGAAGACAGAGACUGGGCACGAUUGUCCUCGUGGCUGCUCUGCACCAGCAAGAGCGUUGUACAAGGACGCUUGCAAGUGCCCUGGUGAGCCACUGAUCGGCUGGUUGCGGAAGCGAGGGCGGCUAAGGGCCGCCUUUCGCACUCGCUGGUGCGCACUCAUCGACGACCGCCUGACGUACAGCAAGGGUCCUUCCCUGGCAGAACGUGGGCGCAUCCCCCUUUCCAGCGUGCUGUCAGCUGAGCUUGUCCAUGGUGGCGAGGAGUUACACGUUGCUGUUUCUGGUCGCACCUUCGUCUUCCGCCUGCACGCGCGCUCUGACACCUCGCUGGCAGACUGGUGCACCGCCAUCAACAGCCGGAUCAACGCCACCACUUGACUGUGUGCUGUGUUUGUGUGUGUGUAUGUGUGUGUGUGUGUGCUUGUGUUUGCUGGUUUGUCUCUUUGCUCCUUUGGUCCUGUCUUUCCUUCAAGUGCUUGCUUGC